Messenger RNA from Cladophialophora carrionii CBS 160.54, 1569 nucleotides. RefSeq lists its product as uncharacterized. The record is from RefSeq and is a predicted model, not a curated record. The coding region runs from base 1 to 1569 and encodes 522 amino acids. Gene Ontology annotation, molecular function: alpha-1,2-mannosyltransferase activity. Gene Ontology annotation, cellular component: membrane; Golgi apparatus. The transcript has 3 exons. Gene Ontology annotation, biological process: protein N-linked glycosylation; protein O-linked glycosylation; cell wall mannoprotein biosynthetic process. Lineage: Eukaryota; Fungi; Ascomycota; Eurotiomycetes; Chaetothyriales; Herpotrichiellaceae.
AUGCCACCUCCUUUCUGCACGACGCCGCCUGGCCAGCGCGUACAGUCCAUCAGCUUAUCGUCGGCCGCGACCGCUUCGUCCUCCUCCUCCACCUCCAGUACAACAAUUGACUGCACGCCACCUAGCCUUGUACGAGCGGCUACACCUGAAUCCUUCACUGUUCCAAGUCCCGACUCCUCUCCUCGGACUGUGCAACGCUACACUGAGAAGACGAAACAAGAUGGCCUGCCUCACAGAUCUGUCUACUCUCUAUUCCGCCGCCGCCGCACCCAAGGCAUCUUCCGCUGGCUCCUCGUCCUCGUCGCUUUGUGGUUGUCACUUCAGCUCAUUCUUCACCUUUACGCCAAUCGUGGCCCCAAUACUACGCUUGGCUCGCAAUGGCACUCGGAGAUACGGCGACUUCAUUUGAUGAGGCAGAAGACACAUAACCCGGUCGAAUGGCUCAGAGAGAACUCCUUUCCCAAUGACGUUAAGGCAAACCGUCCAAAGGCAGCCCUGAUAAGCCUGGUGAGGAACGAAGAGCUGGAUGGUAUCUUGCAGAGCAUGCGGCAAUUGGAAUUCCACUGGAACCAGCAGUACAACUAUCCAUGGAUAUUUUUCAACGAGAAGCCUUUUUCCGAGGAGUUCAAGGCUGCAACGUCAAACGCGACCUGUGCCCGCACCGAAUACCACCUCGUCCCACGGUCUCACUGGACCACGCCACCGCACAUCAACCAAACGCCCUACUACAACUCCCUCGACUACCUCUCCCUCACUGGAGUCGGUAAAGGUCACCUCCUGUCCUACCACGCCAUGAUCCGCUGGCAAUCCGGCCUGUUCUACCUCCACCCGGCACUCGAGAAGUAUGACUAUUACUGGCGAGUCGAACCGGACGUCCACUUCUUCUGCGACAUUCCCUACGAUCCAUUCCGAUUCAUGCACGCAAAUGAGAUGGUGUACGGCUUCAACAUGGCGAUCCUGGAUGACGCGAGAUCAUUUGCAUCGCUGUGGUCAACCACACAAGAUUUCAUCGUCCGAUACCCUCACCUGCUCCAUCCUGAUGCGAAUCUUGACUGGCUGGUCGAUCCCGCGACCGGGUGGAACUACAACAACUGCCAGUUCUUCAGCAACUUCGAGAUCGGCUCUCUUGACUUCUUCCGCAACAACGAGGGCAGUCGACUCUACUUUGACUGGUUGGACCAGAAUGGAGGGUUCUACUAUUCUAGGUGGGGAGACGCCCCCGUGCAUACCCUCAUGGUGAGUAUGUUCACUGCGCCGGAGAAGGUAUGGUGGUUUCGGGACGUGGGCUAUCAGCAUGACAUCGCGAGACAUUGUCCUCCGGCGGGGAAUCCCUUCGAAGGUAUACGACUGGGAUGGGCUGAUGGCCGGUGCACCUGCGAGCCUACCUCUCUGGACGAGAACUUCUACAAGCUUGUUCCUAUGGAGAGCCCGCAGAUGAAGCCAUCUGAUACGUGCAUCCGCUUGUGGCUCGGCGGAGAGUGGUUGAAGAAAAAAGAGGGAUGGAGUCAGGAUGCUGAGAGAGUGUUGGGGGGAGACGGGUAUGGCGGGUACCUGAUGGAUGGGAUGUAA